CACGCGGAUGGCAGUGCCGCAGAAUCAGGGCCCAUACACUAUCCUUUAGCAAGAAAAUGGACAUAUCCAUGGUUCCUUUAUAUAAGAGCAUUCCCAAUUACCCCUUCACUCAGUUGAACAACAAGUUCUUCCGCUUGCUCGACAUUCCAUUGCACGGAGAUGACAACUGCUGCCACGGCCGCUGAGCUCGACUCCCAGAUACCUUCUACUUCAGUGUUCACGUACCUCUUCGCUAAUGAGCGGUAUAAUGAGGUUGCGUUCAUCGACCCCAUUUCCAACAAGUCCAUCACGAGGCGUCAACUUAAGUCUGACUCGUUGCGAUUCGCUCGGAGCCUUCGCAACCUCGACACGUUGGGACAGGGUGCGAGCUUGCAAAGAGGAGAUACCAUAACCAUUUUCUCCACCACGAGCAUCUACUACCCUGUCAUUAUUCUGGGCGCUUUUGCCGCUGGCACACCAGUAGCAUGCUCUAGUGCAGCUCAGACCCCCACUGAGUUGGCCCACCAGUUCACCCUCACGCGUCCCAAGUUCUUUGCUGUUCAGCUCCAACUUCUACCAGUCUUUCUCGACACCUUGAAGCUCCUCAAAGUGGAUGAGAAGGAAGUGAUACAGCGAAGCGUGUUGAUAUGCGAAAGGGAGGAGCUUUCUCAAUCCUUGAGACAGCAAGGCUGGCGUUGCAUAUAUAAUCUCUUCGAAGGAGAUGAUGACUUUGAGCCAGAGGAUUUUGACGGGCAGCGUUCAUCAGAGACUGCCCUAAUCGUUUAUAGCUCAGGGACCACAUCUUUGCCCAAAGGGGUGGAGCUAACACACCGCAACCUUGCGGCAACGGUCAAAAUCCUUGGGUUGUGGGCCGGUUUUGGUUUGGAUGGCCCACUCAUGGGGCCAUUCCCUUUUUACCACAUCGCAGGCAUGCAAAUCUUCCUUCUCGCUCCCGUCCGUUGGUGUCGCCCGAGUGUGCUAGUAUCUUCUUUCGUGUUUGAGGAUUUCCUCAAAUUCAUAGUGCGUUAUAAAGUGUCCUCUGUAGCUGUUCCCCCAGCUGUCAUAGGAUUGUUCGCAUCUUCUCCUCUUGUGGACAAGUACGAUAUGACGAGUGUUCGAACGGUGUUAUUCGGUGCUGCUCCCACACCACAGCCGAUAAUCAACUCAUGUUACCAGAGGCUGAAAGCGAUUGCUCAUCCAUCAAUCGGUAUAUACCAAGGGUUUGGUGCGAGCGAAUGCACGGGGGCGACCGUGUUCACCCCACUCGGACGUGUUGAUAAGGCUGAAGCUGCAGGACACCCAAUAGGUUGCGACAUGCGAAUAGUAAGCGAUACUGACGAGGACGUUUCCCCGGGAAAGGAUGGUGAAGUUUUAUUGAGAGGGCCCGGCGUUAUGAGAGGGUAUCUCCACAAUCCCAAAGCCACGAAGGAGACUUUUACGUCUGACGGUUGGCUGAAAACUGGGGAUGUUGGCUACAUUGACAACGCAGGAUUCCUCCGCAUAGUUGAUCGCAAAAAGGAGAUAAUCAAGUACAACUCUUUUCAAGUGCCUCCGGCGGAACUGGAAUCUGUGCUUGCCGGUCAUCCUAAGAUAAGCGACGUUUGUGUGGUUGGUGUGCCAACUCGAGAUGGGACCAAUGAAUUGCCUCGGGCGUAUGUAGUCCCGCGCGACAGGGCGUUGCUUAAGGAUCCCGCCUUUCCUUCGGAAAUCCAAAAAUGGAUUCAGGGUAAAGUUUCGUAUUACAAAGAAUUACGGGGAGGUGUCGUCGCUGUGGAAAGCGUUCCUCGAUCGGUGUCGGGUAAACUUCUCAGAAGAAUUCUUCGAGACCAAGCGAUAGCGGAAAUGCGGCGUCAGGUCAAAACUCAUUUGUGAUUGCACAGUCUGGAUUAGUGCCUACUUUAUAUUUAGAUUUGGAGACGGGACUGUGGGGAUAUAACUGAAUCGAUGUUACGCAGGAGUGUGAACACUCGGAGCACCUUGUGACAGUGGGAUUCUGGUCCAAUCCGGAAUAAUGAAUCCCUUGCGUGGGUUACUUCCGGCGCUUCCAGGAGAAACGGGCACUGGGGCACUGGGGGUAUUUUCAAACACAUCCUCUAAGGCUUCGUCCCACUUCUCUCGAGUAAUUUCUUCUCCACCUGUCUUCAUGGCU
This is a messenger RNA of Cantharellus anzutake, 2128 nucleotides long. RefSeq lists its product as uncharacterized. Gene Ontology annotation, molecular function: CoA-ligase activity. The coding region runs from base 160 to 1851 and encodes 563 amino acids. The record is from RefSeq and is a predicted model, not a curated record. The transcript has 11 exons. Gene Ontology annotation, biological process: secondary metabolic process. NCBI's taxonomy places the organism in Eukaryota, Fungi, Basidiomycota, Agaricomycetes, Cantharellales, Hydnaceae.